AUGCGGGAUCAAACUGCCGAGUUGUCGGUCCAACUCAAGGAGGCUCAGUCCCAGGCCGAAUCGCUCGAGGAAGAACUCGCAGAGGCGCAAAAGCACCUACAAGAACGUACUCGCGAGGGAGAGACAAUGCGUCGUAUGAUUGCUGAAGUGGACGAGAAAGCGGACCAGAAGGUGCGCGAGAUGAGGUCAAGGUUGGAAGCGACCGUUGAAGAAAGAGACCGUAUCGAAGAUGAGUCAUCCACCCUUGCGCGGCGGCGCGCUAGGGAAUCUGAGGAGUUGCGACAGAAGGUGAGGGAGCUAGAAAGGGAAAUGAAGACGCUCGCAGCCGAAAAAGACGAUCUCGAGUUGAGAGAAAGAGAAUGGAGGAAAAGGAGAGAAGAACUCGAGCGAACCGAGGAGAAGACGUCUGCCGAGGCCGAGGACAUGCGGCAAGCCGUGGCCAAUCUACGAUCCGCCCUGGACAACUCGGAGAGCUCGGUUAGGGAGGCCGAAAAGCAGCGCGCCGACAUGCGCAAAGUACUCGACGAGUCCCGAGCCAGGUACGAGAAACUCGCCAAAGAGCUCAAGAUGGCUCAGGCGAGGAUUGCGGGGGCGCCUGUCGCUAGCAGCGGGCGAAGUAGCAUCGAUAGCAACAGGAGCGGUACACCUAGUCACGGCGCAAGCACUGGCGGUGGGCAAGCAGUAGGAGUUGAUACCUUGUACUUGAAGACCAUCCUGCUGCAAUUCCUCGAAGUCAAGGACGAGAAGGUGCGCGGCCAGUUAGUGCCUGUGCUGGGAAAACUGUUAAGGUUCGAUAGGAACGACGAGCAGAAGUGGUUGAAUGCUGUGCAACAUCUGUCGAAGUCAGGGCGGUAG
Pseudomassariella vexata is the source of this 855-nucleotide messenger RNA. Its product is annotated as viral A-type inclusion protein repeat protein. The record is from RefSeq and is a predicted model, not a curated record. Gene Ontology annotation, cellular component: Golgi apparatus. NCBI's taxonomy places the organism in Eukaryota, Fungi, Ascomycota, Sordariomycetes, Amphisphaeriales, Pseudomassariaceae. The coding region runs from base 1 to 855 and encodes 284 amino acids. The transcript is spliced from 2 exons.